CUUAAAAACCCUGGAACCACACAGACAGACAUCCCGAGCUACAGGAGAGACAUCAACCAACAGAGAGGAGAACGCUGACCCGGGUCUCUCCUCGAUGCUGUUCUCUCUUGUAAACGGGGCCACACUGUGUGGCGCAGCGGCCCUCGUGCUUCUCCUCAUCUCCACGGCAACGGACUAUUGGAUGCAGUAUCGCUACUCAGGAAACGCAGCCAAUCAGGGCCUCUGGAGGUUCUGCAUCAACCGCAAGUGCCACGCCCACACUCUCAAUGUGGCAUUCUGGGAUGCCACACGUGCCUUUAUGCUGCUGUCGGUUUUGAGUGCAUUUGCUGGAGGGAUUUUGGGCAUUGUUGCAUUCAACAGGCAGAGGAGCCGACAUGUACAGACAGGGGGGAUCGCGCUGCUCCUGUCUGGAUUCUUUGCGCUUCUGGCUUUGACUAUCUACACUGGAGUGACGGCCAAUUUCUUUGGCAAGCGUUACAUUGACUGGAGGUUCUCAUGGUCUUAUAUCUUGGGUUGGAUUGGCAUCAUUUUGGCUUUGGGGGCGGGUGCUUUGCAGCUUUGUGCAUACCAGAGAAACAUCGCUGAACCUGUACCAGCAAGCGUUUCAGACAGCUGAAAUACAGCCUGAACUCCUCAACAAAUGAAACGCUUUAUUCUGGAUUUAUGGCAUCCUGUACCAGAUCUCUAAUCACAUGACGACUCAUUACAAAAACAUUCAAAAGGGCAUAUAAAUACUGGAUGCAACAGACACUGGAUGAAAUAAAUUGCUUUUGGACUCUUUGUCAGUGCCAUGUUUAAUUUAUAGCGUGUUUAUGGUACAUAUGGCAAACAUUUGUAUUUUUGCACAGCAGACCAACAUGGUCCUGGCAUUAAAAACUAAAGACUUUCUUGUCCUACAUGGUCUCCCUAGUACUCUCAGGAGCUAUGGGGCAAGUUUAUCCCAUAGAUGGAGUACAAAUCCAAAUACCUAAAAAUAGGAAAUUGCCUUUUUUCUAAGUACCCAAGAAAGGUCUCAGCUGCCACAUUUUAAAAAG
Molecule: messenger RNA, 1034 nt
Organism: Xyrauchen texanus (razorback sucker)
Lineage: Eukaryota; Metazoa; Chordata; Actinopteri; Cypriniformes; Catostomidae
Gene: lim2.2
Product: lens intrinsic membrane protein 2.2
Cellular component (GO): plasma membrane
Molecular function (GO): structural constituent of eye lens
Source: RefSeq, a predicted model, not a curated record